Molecule: messenger RNA, 1965 nt
Organism: Myxocyprinus asiaticus (Chinese sucker)
Lineage: Eukaryota; Metazoa; Chordata; Actinopteri; Cypriniformes; Catostomidae
Gene: wdfy2
Product: WD repeat and FYVE domain containing 2
Exons: 12
Coding region: 232-1434 (400 amino acids)
Molecular function (GO): protein binding; metal ion binding
Source: RefSeq, a predicted model, not a curated record
GAUUACACAGACAAGGUCGUGCGAAUACACGUCUCUCUGUACCGAACAUGACAUAAAGAUCGCGUAUCAAUGUAAAGCGGUUGACUGAUUGCGAGGGGUGAUCAGCUGACUAGCAGCAUCCUUGACUGACUGACUGCUGCCGUUCACCGUGUUGUUGGUUUAAUAAUCGACCUGCAGAGCGCGUGUUAUGCUGCCGAGAGAGAAUUCAGGUGACGGAGAAACAACAGCAGCAUGGCGGCAGAGAUUCAACCCCGUCCGCAGACACGAAAGCCCGUCCUGUUGAGCAAAAUCGAGGGUUUCCAAGAUGUGGUGAACACGGCUGUGAUCAUUCCCAAAGAGGACGGGGUUAUCAGCGUAUCUCAAGACAGGACAAUCCGUGUGUGGUUGAAGAGGGACAGCGGUCAGUACUGGCCCAGCGUCUAUCACACAAUGUCUGCUCCAUGUUCAUGUAUGUCCUUCAACCCAGAGACAAGGAGGAUAUCUGUUGGGAUGGAUAAUGGCGUUGUGUCGGAGUUUGUCCUGUCAGAGGACUAUAACAAGAUGACUCCUGCACGAACAUAUCAGGCUCAUCAGGGUGGUGUGACUGUGGUGUUGUUUGUCUUAGAGAUGGAGUGGGUUCUAAGCACAGGUCAGGACAAGAGCUUUACGUGGCACUGCUCAGAGAGUGGACAGCAGCUGGGCUCAUACAGAACCACAGCAUGGGUGUCUGGACUCCAAUUUGAUGUGGAAACCAGACAUGCUUUUGUUGGAGAUCAUUCCGGUCAAGUAACAAUCCUAAAGCUGGAGCAGGACAACUGCAGCUUGGUCACCACCUUUAAAGGCCACACAGGCAAUGUUACUGCUCUGUGUUGGGAUCCCGUUCAAAGGGUUUUAUUUUCUGGAAGUUCUGAUCAUUCAAUCAUCAUGUGGGACAUCGGGGGCCGAAAAGGCACAGCCAUCGAACUGCAGGGACACAAUGAUAAAGUGCAGGGUUUGUGUUAUGCUCCUCACACUCGUCAGCUCAUUUCCUGUGGCUUAGAUGGAGGAAUAGUUAUCUGGAACAUGGACGUCACACGACAGGAGACCCCCGAGUGGCUAGACAGUGACUCGUGUCAGAAGUGUGAACAGCCGUUCUUCUGGAACUUCAAACAGAUGUGGGACUUUAAAAAAAUUGGCCUGCGGCAGCAUCACUGUAGGAAGUGUGGCCAAGCCGUGUGUGGAAAGUGCUCUUCUAAGCGUUCCACUAUUCCUCUCAUGGGAUUUGAGUUUGAGGUGCGGGUUUGUGACAGCUGUCAUGACUCCAUUACCGAUGAGGAACGGGCCCCCACAGCAACAUUCCAUGAUAGUAAGCACAGCAUCGUACAUAUACAGUAUGAACCAACCAGGGGCUGGCUGCUCACCUCUGGGACUGACAAAGUCAUCAAGCUGUGGGACAUGACUCCAGUGGUAUCUUGAGAAUUCUUAGCACCGUCAGCAGAAAGGAACUGUGAGGGUGUGAUCAGUCCGGAACCUGAACCAAGAACUGUGUGUUUGUGAAGAACGUUCAGAGCUCCGCAUAGUUUUCCAAGGAAACAUAUCUUAACCAAUGACCGAUCAGAAUUCUGAUACCACUUUCCUUUGGAAAAAUUCAAGGACAUCAUGUAGUGACAUGGAAAACUGAUGGUUUAAAAAACAAAACAACAGAACAUGUGCAUUUGUAUGCAUUUGUGCAUGUGCACGUGGGUUAUUGGAGACAUGUAAAUAUAGUCUAAAUCUGCUUGGUGUGUAAAUAUUUGAGGUUGUUUAUACUGACAUGAACCAGUGUUGUUAUAUAUUGUCUGUGUCUAUAUUCCACUGUCAUCUUAUACUACUUUAUCCCAAAAAUAAAUUAAUCAUCCUGAUAUUACAUCAAAGCAUGCUGGAACUGUUUUUAUAUUUAAGUGUCUUCAUCACUACUUAAUCAGUGGUCAAGAUUUGGCAUGAAAAUAAAUCUUAAUCUAAAAAAUA